Fundulus heteroclitus (mummichog) is the source of this 2831-nucleotide messenger RNA. RefSeq names its product FtsJ RNA 2'-O-methyltransferase 3 (gene ftsj3). Bases 115 to 2649 code for a protein of 844 amino acids. NCBI's taxonomy places the organism in Eukaryota, Metazoa, Chordata, Actinopteri, Cyprinodontiformes, Fundulidae. Gene Ontology annotation, molecular function: rRNA (uridine-2'-O-ribose)-methyltransferase activity; rRNA (guanine) methyltransferase activity. The transcript is spliced from 21 exons. Gene Ontology annotation, cellular component: nucleolus; nucleus; preribosome, large subunit precursor. The record is from RefSeq and is a predicted model, not a curated record. Gene Ontology annotation, biological process: maturation of LSU-rRNA from tricistronic rRNA transcript (SSU-rRNA, 5.8S rRNA, LSU-rRNA); maturation of 5.8S rRNA from tricistronic rRNA transcript (SSU-rRNA, 5.8S rRNA, LSU-rRNA); rRNA methylation.
GACAACGUGACGUCAAAUAUCUGCGCAGGGACUCUCACACGUGUUGCUUUCAUGAGUUUGGACCAGUUGGGAAUUUUCUGCGUCGGAGUCAAGUUGUAAAGCACCGGCAUCAAGAUGGGGAAGAAGCUAAAAGUUGGAAAGACGAGGAAGGAUAAGUUUUACCAUCUGGCGAAGGAAACAGGUUAUCGCUCUCGGUCUUCCUUCAAACUCAUCCAGCUGAACCGUAAGUUCCAGUUUCUGCAGAAAGCCCGAGCUCUGGUGGAUCUGUGCGCCGCUCCGGGAGGAUGGUUGCAGGUAGCGUCUAAGUUUAUGCCUGUUUCAAGUCUCAUCAUUGGUGUUGACUUGGUCCCCAUUAAGCCCAUCCCCAGUGUGGUGACGCUGCAGGAGGACAUCACGACUGAGAAAUGCAGACAGGCUCUUCGCAAGGAGCUUCAAACCUGGAAAGUAGAUGUCGUGUUAAACGAUGGAGCCCCAAAUGUGGGAACCAACUGGCAACACGAUGCCUUUUCUCAGGCUCACCUGACCCUCAUGGCUAUGAAGCUGGCCUGUGAGUUUCUGACCAAAGGUGGCACUUUCAUCACCAAGGUUUUCCGCUCCAAAGACUAUCAGCCUCUGCUGUGGAUCUUCCAGCAGUUCUUCAAGAAGGUGCAGGCCACGAAGCCCCAAGCAUCCAGAAAUGAGUCGGCAGAGAUCUUUGUCGUCUGCCAAGGUUACCUCGCCCCAGACAAAAUCGACAGUAAGUUCUUUGACCCCAAGCACGCCUUCAAGGAGGUGGAAGUUCAGGCCAAAACGGUGAAGGAGCUGAUUCCUGUCAAGAAGCCAAAGGCCGAAGGAUACGCAGACGGUGAUUUGACGCUGUACCACAGUUUUACUGCGACGGCCUUUCUAAAGGCCGAAAACCCGGUCGACUUUCUGGGAAAAGCCAGCGAGAUCACGUUUGACAAUCCUCAACUGGAAUCUCACUCGGCCACCACCGGUGAAAUAAAGGAGUGCUGUCGGGACAUCAAAGUCCUGGGACGCAAAGAGCUCCGUUUGCUGCUGAGCUGGAGGGCAAAGCUCAGAAGAUAUCUGGCAAAGAAACUGAAGGAGGAGGCCAAACAGCUUGACCAGGAGAUCAAUUUAAGCUCAGACGAGGAGGGGAUGAAAUCAGAAGAUGAAUCUGACGUGAAGAAGGAGGAAAAACCGGACGAUGAGGAGGACGAAAUGGAGAAGAAACUGGCAGACCUAAAAGCUCAGGAGGUGGCAGAGCUCAAACGGAAGAAGAGGAAGCUGCUGAAGGAGAGGAGGAAGCAAAGGGAGAGAGUGGAGCUGAAGAUGGACCUGCCAGGCGUCUCCAUCGCCUGCACCGCCGACUCAUCCUUGUUUUCCUUAUCUUCUGUCAAGAAGCAGCAGGUGCUGACUGACAUCUCCAAGGGGGACAUGGAGGCUGCAGGCGAUCUGGGAGAUGGAGAAGAUGACAUCCACCUGUCAGAUGAGGAAGAUGACGCGGACGAAAUCUCCCUCGCAUCUGAUUUGGACGAAGAUGAUUUGGAAGAGUUGGAAAAGAGACAGAAGGAGCUGGAAAAGAAAGCACCAAAGAAAGUGAAGUUCACCGAGCAAGUUGAGGAGGAAGAGGAGCAUGAAGGUGGCCUGCUGGUGGAACUGGAGGGGAAGGAUGAGAAGAUUGAGCGGGAGACGAGCCUGUGGUUCAGCAAGGGCAUCUUUUCAGAAAUUGACCUGGAAGCCGAUGCAGAGAGUGAGCUCAAACAGACAGAGUGGCUCCAAAACAAGCAGUCAGGGAAAGGUAAAAAGAGGAAAGCUGAAGAAGAGAGCGAAGAUAAAGUAGAUGAGGAAGAAGACACCAAAGAGGACGUCGCUCCUGCAGAUGUGGAAACUCCUGGACCUUCACAGGAAGCUGCAGAGGAAAGCGACUCAGAUGACAGCAGCGACGAUGAAAAUGAGAUUGUGAGAAUGAAGCGAGCCAAGGGGUCCGGGGGAGCGUCAGGAGAUGCUGAAGAUGACAACUUCCAGGUCGUUCCUGUUGAAAGCACCAGUAAGAAAGCCAGAAUCCUGGAUCCAGAGGGUUUGGCCCUUGGAUGUGAGAUUGCUACAUCCAAGAAGAGAGCCAGAGACCUGGUAGACAACUCCUUCCACAGGUUUGCCAGCUCUGACGAGCCAUGGGAAGUACCGGAGUGGUUCCUGGAUGAUGAACGUAAACACAGAAAUAAGCCGGUGCCUGUCACCAAGGACAUGGUGGAGGAAUACAAACAGAAAUGGAAAGAGAUCAACGCCCGGCCAAUCAAACGGGUGGCUGAGGCUAAGGCCAGGAAGAAGAGGAGGAUGUUGAAGAAGAUGGAGCAAGCCAAGAAGAAAGCCGAGGCUGUCGUCAACACUGCCGACAUCUCUGAGAGAGAGAAGAUGGCUCAGCUGAAGAGUAUCUACAAGAAAGCUGGCUUGAAAAAGGAAAAGAGAGAAGUAACAUACGUUGUAGCCAAAAAAGGAGUUGGCAAGAAUGUGAGGCGGCCUCGUGGAGUGAAGGGAUUCUUCAAAGUGGUGGACGGACGCAUGAAGAAGGACAUGCGGGGGGUGCAGAGGAAAGAACAGCGAGCAAAAGGAGGAAAAGGAAAAGGAAGACAACCUAAGGGUGCUAAAGGGAAAAGAGGAAAAUAAAUCUAAACUCAGAACCUCUGUAUUAAACAGAUAAACUGGUGGUGUCGCUGCUUGUUUCACAUUUUUAUAAACAUGCUGUUCCUCCCAACAGAAACUGUAUUUCAGUACUAAGAACAAUAAAUGUGUUCAUAAUGUUUUGUAAAUAUUAAAUGCACAAUUUGACAAUAAAUGUUUUGCUCAUA